Messenger RNA from Paramecium tetraurelia, 783 nucleotides. RefSeq lists its product as uncharacterized. The record is from RefSeq and is a predicted model, not a curated record. The transcript has 4 exons. Lineage: Eukaryota; Ciliophora; Oligohymenophorea; Peniculida; Parameciidae.
AUUAUAGUUAUAUAAAUAUAACAAUCACUAAAAUAAAUGAAAAAGUUAGCUUAAAGUACUGAUUUUGAUGCAGUAAUAUAGAAACUCAAUAUUCAAUGCAAAACCAAGAUGGAUGAUUAUUCAGAUCCAAUGCAUAAAAUAAAAAAUUCCUCUCCAAUGAUUUUUGGUGACUAUGCCAGCUCCAACACGCCAAUUCAACUGUAACUAUCUCCUAUCGACACAAAUCAAAAGAGUUACAUUUCAUUACUAUCAGAUAACAUUGAAUUUUCGGUUAAAGAUAAAAAGUAGGGCAGCAACUCAUAACAAUCGUUGGAACAGACUAAAUAUACAACAUCGGAAGGAAUUAGUUCUUUCAUUCAAAAAGAAAAAAUUAUUAAUGAAGAAUAAAGCUUUUUAAAUAAACGACUGAAAGAAAUAAGACAUAUAUAUGUUAAAAAGUUGGAAUAGUUAGAUGAAGAAUACCUGCAUGAGAGAUUAUAAAUUUUAGCAGAAUUUGAGUAACAUUUGAGUUAGAAGAGCCCAAAGAAAUUGAAGGAAUAACCCUUAAAGAGCGCUCUCAAAAAGAAGGAUUCGAUAUGCUCUUCUCGGUAUUAUACUCAAAAUAUUAAUGAUUCUUAAGAAGAUGAUUGGAAGUUCAUUCGUGAUGCUCAAAAUAUUCUAAGGAGAUAGAAAUCAUCAUAAGUAGAGGAAUUCACUACUCCAUCCAAAGUUAGAUUUUAAAAGAAAUCAAAGAAAUCUUUACUAAAAAAUGAUUCAUUUUAAGUAUUAUAAUUUCGAUAUUGA